UAUACAUUGACAGGCUGAGGAGAGUUGAGAUUGCAUGCAGCAGGCACCACCUGAGUAGCAGCAGCAGCAACAUUAGCAUUCUCACACUGAUCAUCCAGGCAGGCGUUCUCUUAUCUGUCCUCGAGGAAGGAGCAUGGCAGCCCAGCCUGUGUAGGACAGACGACAGGGCUGGGGCUGGAGCUGCCGGAGCUGGGGCUGGGGGAGUGAGGCAUGAGAAGCAGGGGAAGAGGAGCAGCAUCCGGCCAACCAGCUCACACUGGGCAGGCAGCCUCAGCGCCGGCAGCCUGAGCAGCUAGAGGAGACUGGAGGGAGACCGGCAGCUACUGAGAUUAUGCACCGGUUCCAGAGCUCAUGUGGACAGCUUAGCAGCAGCAACAGUAGCUGGAGCAUUACAUGUAGCAGAAGCUUUUUUACCUAACUGUAGCAACAGCAGCAGCAAAGGUAGAACUAGCUGUUGCUGCAGCGUUAGGGAUAGCCUUACAAACAAAGGUAUUGACAGUCACACCUAAGGUAUCCCUAACAUAGGUAGCUUUAUUAACAGCAAAGGUAGCCAUAGCUGUAGAGGUCUUUGUAGGGGUAGCAGUCCAGGUAUCUGUAGUCAUAGUAGGGAUACGUAACAGUGGCUUAGGACACUGAAUGACCGGUGUGGCUGAUGAAGGCCACCUGGAUUAGGCUGCUGAAAAGAGCCAAGGGAGGUCGCAACAAGAGCUCCGAUGACUGUGGUUCGGCGGACUCCUACACCAGCCGUCCAUCAGACUCCGAUGUGUCCCUGGAGGAGGACAAGGAGGCCGUGCGACGAGAGGCAGAGCGGCAGGCUCAGGCACAGCUGGAGAAGGCCAAGACUAAACCAGUUGCGUUUGCUGUCCGCACAAAUGUCAACUACUGCGCCACCAACGAUGAUGACGUCCCUGUGCCGGGCAUGGCCAUCUCCUUUGAGGCGAAAGACUUCCUCCAUGUCAAAGAGAAAUUUAGUAAUGACUGGUGGAUAGGGCGCCUGGUGAAGGAAGGCUGUGAAAUCGGUUUCAUCCCCAGUCCUGUGAAGAUUGAGAACACUCGGAUACAACACGAGCAGAGAGCCAAACAGGGCAAGUUCCAUUCCAGUAAAUCAGGAGCAAACUCCUCUACCAGUUUAGGUGAAGUGGUUCCUAACUCGCGGAAAUCCACCCCCCCUUCCUCUGCCGUUGACAUAGAUGCCACAGGCUUAGACCCCGAGGAAAAUGAGCUUCCAGUCCACCUCCGCUCCCCUAAAGCCAGUCAGCCAAACACUGUCAUGUCACCCACCCUAGCCAAAGAGAAACGAAUGCCCUUCUUUAAGAAGACGGAACACAUUCCUCCAUACGACGUUGUGCCUUCCAUGCGACCUGUGGUCCUGGUUGGACCGUCACUGAAGGGCUAUGAGGUGACAGAUAUGAUGCAAAAAGCACUGUUUGACUUUUUGAAACACCGAUUUGAAGGGAGAAUAUCAAUCACUCGUGUCACGGCAGACAUCUCUCUUGCCAAACGCUCCGUCCUCAACAACCCUAGUAAACACGCCAUCAUCGAGCGCUCCAACACACGCUCCAACCUUGUAGCUGAAGUGCAAAGUGAGAUAGAGCGUAUCUUUGAGCUGGCCCGGACCUUGCAGCUGGUGGUUCUGGACGCAGACACCAUCAACCACCCGGCCCAACUGGGAAAGACCUCCCUGGCCCCUAUCAUCGUCUACGUCAAGAUCUCCUCUCCUAAGGUUCUGCAGAGGCUCAUCAAGUCCAGAGGGAAGUCCCAGGCCAAGCACCUCAACGUCCAGAUGGUUGCUGCAGACAAACUGGCCCAGUGCCCUCCCGAGAUGUUUGACAUCAUCCUGGAUGAAAACCAACUGGAGGAUGCGUGUGAGCACAUGGCUGAUUACCUGGAGGCCUACUGGAAGAGCACCCACCCCGCCAGCUGCAACCCCCCCAACCCGCUGCUGGCCAAGGUGGCUAUGGCCGCCCUGCCCUCCAGCCCCGCUCCUGUCUCCAGCAUGCAGGGCAGCGGGACAGAGCAGAAAGAAGGGGACAAGGCAGGACAAGGUGUGGAGAGGAAGGGCUCCAGAGAGGACCAUCACCAUCACCACCACCACAGCCAGCAUCAGAGUCAGGAGCAGCCAGACGGGGAGCUGGAUGAGGGGGAGGAGGAGGAGGGGGAGGAGGAGGAGAGGCCCCUGAGGACAGAGUCUUCCAGGAGACCCCAGCACAUCCACCACCGCUCCUCCUCUCAGCGGACUGAGCAGCACCACAACAACCACCAUCAUCAUCAUCAUACUGGUGCCGGUGGUGGCCGGGGCAAGGGCCUCUCUCGGGGGGAGACACAGGACUCAGAGACCCCCGAGAGUCGGGAGAGCAGAGAAAGCAGAGACUCAGCCUACAUAGAGCCUCGCACUCACCUCCUGCACCAGGAGGACGAGGAAGAGGAAGAAGAGUUUGGAGAGGAGGAGUAUGAGGAGGAGGGGCUGGGAGAUGGGGGGCACCCUCAGCAGGGGCGCUACGAGGCUCAGCCUCACCCAAGGGACCACAACCACCAUCACCACCACCACCAUCACCGCGGUGGCACUGGCGAGGAGGCGGACCAUGGUACAACAGGACACCACCGCUCCAAGGAGCGCAACGAGCAGGACCACAACGAGCGCAACAAGCCGCGCGGUCACCAGCACCACCAACGACCGGCCCGCGACCACCACCACCACCAGUACUAUGACAGAGACAGGGACCGGGACAGGGAGGGGGAGGUGGCCCCCAAAAAGAGGGGCGACACAGGGGACUGGGCCAGAGACCCCUAUAUUCACCAGUGACAGCCCAGACCCUAGACCACAAACCCCCUCACACACUGAGACAGUGGUACUGUAGGACUCACCCCCCUCUUUCCCAAACCAUUCUGUUGUCCCAUCUUGCUGCUACACCCUUAAGCCCCUGCAUCCUCCGUUUAUGUACGCUUCCUUUGUAAAGCCUGUUGCAUCCUUAGCAACGGCAGUAUUUUUAUUAUAUAUAGAUAUAGGUAUAUAAAUAUAUAAAUAUGUGUAUCAAUACAUAGACAUUGUCGUUUAUGUGUGGAUAUGCAUGGAUCUUCUCAAAUAUGCAUAUUUUAAACCUGUGUUUGAUAAAGCAUGACACAACAGCAGAAUUCUCUUCUGUACUGUGCUUUCUGUGACUAGAGUUUUUAAAUUGUAUUUCUAUAUAUAUAUAUUUUUUUCUUACUGCCACUUGAACAAUAAUUUGUUCAUUCAGACUACUGUUAGCGGUGACUGACUGAGAAGUGGGAAACCAGGUAAGGUUAAAUACUAAAUAUGUGCAAUUGUUUUAUUUUAUUUUAAUUAAAAUGUUGCUGUUUUCUUCGUUGCUUUUUUUUUUUUUCAUUGUUAAUGUUCAGUGUUUGGUCCUCUGACGUUGGUUCCUCUGGUGUUGAUGCUGCCUUUCCAUUGGGGCACACCUUAGUCUUGCCUUACAAGACAAAAGAAUAGUGACACGACUUACUGUCUUACAUUACAGUACUGUUGUUCUAUUUAUAAAGGGUUCAGAAACAUUUUAUAACAUUGA
Messenger RNA from Coregonus clupeaformis (lake whitefish), 3545 nucleotides. Its product is annotated as voltage-dependent L-type calcium channel subunit beta-2. NCBI's taxonomy places the organism in Eukaryota, Metazoa, Chordata, Actinopteri, Salmoniformes, Salmonidae. The record is from RefSeq and is a predicted model, not a curated record. Gene Ontology annotation, biological process: calcium ion transmembrane transport; chemical synaptic transmission; neuromuscular junction development. Bases 653 to 2803 code for a protein of 716 amino acids. Gene Ontology annotation, cellular component: voltage-gated calcium channel complex. Gene Ontology annotation, molecular function: protein binding; high voltage-gated calcium channel activity. The transcript is spliced from 13 exons.